This is a messenger RNA of Nanorana parkeri, 2399 nucleotides long. RefSeq names its product leucine rich repeat and sterile alpha motif containing 1 (gene LRSAM1). The transcript is spliced from 25 exons. NCBI's taxonomy places the organism in Eukaryota, Metazoa, Chordata, Amphibia, Anura, Dicroglossidae. Gene Ontology annotation, molecular function: protein binding. Bases 65 to 2230 code for a protein of 721 amino acids. The record is from RefSeq and is a predicted model, not a curated record.
GGCCCCUGACAGUCCUUGUGGCCCCCAACACCGUGUUGUCUUGGUGAGGAUUGAGGUGCCAAAUAUGAUGCCGCUGUUCUUCAAGAAACAGAAGCAGAGCGGGGAGGCCAGGAAACGCCUUGAGUAUCAGAUGUGCCUGGCCAAGGAGGCCGGAGCAGAUGACAUCUUGGACAUCUCAAAAUGUGAAUUAUCAGAGAUCCCAGAUGGUGCCUUCUCUAUGUGCCGAGUCCUUCAGAAGAAGGUUUUGAUUCUUCACAGCAACUUAUUAUCUCAGUUAGUGCCCAAGUCAUGCCAAAUCCUUGAUCUGGCUACCCUCAAGGUCCUCGACCUCCAUGACAACCAGAUUUCAUCUCUUCCUGCUGACAUUGGUCAGCUUACAUCUUUACGGGUGCUGAAUGUAGAGCGCAAUGCCCUUCGGGCGCUUCCUGACUCCAUAGGGGACCUCGUCCAACUUCAAACUCUCAAUGUAAAAGCAAAUAAACUGAAGGUUCUUCCACCAACAAUAGGAGGCCUACGAUGCCUCCGCACUUUGGACAUCAGAGAGAACAGAUUGACUGAGCUGCCCUCAGCUCUGGCCAAUGCUCACACCUUAGAGACCAUAUCCUUGGAUGCGGCAGUCAUGGUGUUUCCUCCAGUGUCAGUGUGCAGUGAGGGAACAGAAGCUAUUCAGCAAUUCCUGUGCAAGGAGCUUGGAAUCGAGUACUGCCCCCCAUCGCAGUACCUGCUCUCUGUGUUGGAGAAUAAUGUUUGUGAUGGAGGAACAGAUUCCAUAGAUGGAGCUUUUUUGACGGCCAUGAAGGAAGAGUGCGAAUGGCAGCACAAGUUUUCUGAAUAUGAGAAGAGAAAGGAACAAAAAAUGCUGGAAAAGCUGGAUUUCGAACGCCGCUUGGAAUUGGGCCAGAGAGAACAUGCUAAGCUCCUCUUGCAGAACAAUUCCCAUAAAGAUGAGAUCCUCCAGACAGUCAAAAAGGAACAAUCCAGGUUAGACAAGGGGUUUAAUGAACAUCACCGUCAGCUGCAGAAUGAGCGACUGAAGCUGCAGGAUCAGCUGAAGCAUAUGGAGAAGGGAAUAUCAUAUCGUAUCGCAAAUCUGCUGGAAGAAAACCGCAGACAGAAGCAAAGCUCUGCCAUCCUGAAGUCUCUGGAAGAUGAAAGGAUAAAAAUGGAGCACCUCAUGGCUAUCACACAGGAAGAGGCCGAAAACCUUCGACGGAAAGAAGUUGCUGCGGCAAUGCAGCAAAUGCUGGCAGAAAGUUACAAGAACAAGCUCCUGCAGGUGGCUUAUGAAGCGAGGCGCCAGGAGAUGGUUUACCAGACAUGUUCCAGCCUGGCAGAAAUGGACCACAAGCUCCAGCAAAUCCAGUCAUGGCAGCAGCUGGAUCAGAGUAAAGCCAUCAGCCAGAUCCUACAAGAGUCAGAAUUGCAGAAAGUUGCCUUCGAGGCCUUGCAGCUGAAGAAAGAUUUAAUGCAUCGGCAGAUACGGGAACAGAUAUUAUUAAUAGAAGCUGAGUUAUUGCAUCUGACUCAGCUGGAGGUAAAGAGGCAAGAGCUGGACACAGAGGCACUUCAGGAGAUCAUCUCGGAGCAGAGGAGAGCCCUGAGUGAACUGCUACAGCAGUUGCUGAAGGACAAGAAACAGAGGGAAGAAGAAUUAUUGGCUGUGCUGCUGGUGCUGGAUGCAAAAAGUGAGGCCAAGCAAGAGAACUACUGGUUGAUUCAAUAUCAGCGGUUAUUGAACCAGAAGCCGCUGUCCCUCAGGCUCCAGGAGGAAGGACUUGAAGAGGAACUGGUGAACCUUCUGAAAGACCUUUCUGCAGAGAAGUAUCUUCCUAUAUUUGCCCAUCACCGCUUCUCCUUAGAAAUGUUGGAGAAGAUGGUACCUGCUGACCUUAAGAAGAUUGGAGUGGAAGAAGUUGGCCUGCAGAUUUCCAUCAUUGAACGAGCCCAGCAGAUUCGCAGACACAGAAAGGAAGUGGGGAAAAAGACACCUACUCCAGAGCCUAGCAGUCCAGCCGCCAGCGGAGUAAGCCCAACAGCACCUACUGAGCUUUUACCUGAUGUGGCCAGCAGCAACUCAGAGUGUGUAGUCUGCAUGGAGCAAGAGGCUCAGUCGAUAUUCAUUCCCUGCGGGCACGUUUGUUGCUGCUCCAGCUGCGGAGAUGCCCUGCAGGCCUGCCCACUGUGCCGAAGCAAUAUUGCCCAGCGCAUCCGGAUCUACCACAGCACCUAAGAGAAGACUGAGGGGAGGCUGAGGUAGUCACGGCUGCUGGAUGUGAAAGCCAUGAAGGAGAAAUUUGGAGCUGCUGAGUAUUAAUCUGUGAUAUUUCCUGCUUACUGUGUGAAUUAUAGAUGAUAUAGACCAGUACUGUGUACAACCACCAAUCCCAUCAUUACUUGCC